This is a messenger RNA of Gossypium arboreum, 2022 nucleotides long. RefSeq lists its product as uncharacterized. The record is from RefSeq and is a predicted model, not a curated record. Lineage: Eukaryota; Viridiplantae; Streptophyta; Magnoliopsida; Malvales; Malvaceae. The transcript is spliced from 3 exons. The coding region runs from base 636 to 1781 and encodes 381 amino acids.
UCUUUUGUUUAUUUUCAUACCCGAAGAUAUUUUCAGUUUUCUGUUUCCCAUUUUUCCUUUUCUCCGGAAAACAGCAAAGUUCCAACCAUAUUCCCGGAAAAUAUUCCAUUUUACAAUUUUCUCCUUCACCGUUUCCCCCCUCUCCUCCUCCUCCUUUCUCUUUAGUUAUAAAAUGGUGAUGCAUAACUAUUUCCAGCCUAUUUCAGUUAGUUGAUUUUUGUUACUUUUAUGCUUCAUUUGGCUUAUUGUUUUUCAUGUUGCCACACUACCUCCGGUGGCAUUUUUAAUUAUAUUUGUUAGUUGGUCCAGUCUUGUUUAUAAAUUAUGUAUGUGCGGUGACAAGUAGUAAUCACUUUUGCUAUCAAAUUUCUCUCCUUUGCAAUCUCUUUAUCUUUUCUCUGGAAUUUCUUCCCUAAAUCUAUUUAUCUUAUCUGACUAAUGGGUCUGCAUCAAAUCGGAGUUUCUUUGUUCUUUUUUAACUUCUUCAUUUGGGUUUGAUCGGGAAAGAAAAUACUCAAUAAGUUUUUAAAUUUCGAUGCAACAAACAAAAGAAAACAAUCCAUAACCGGAGGUCAAAUAGAGGGGAUCAAUUAAAGGAAUAGGUUUUUUCCCCUCUUUUUUAAGGAAACGAGGAUAUGAUGAUGGAAAGUGGGAGACAGGAUAGCAUUGCAUUUGGAGACUACAGUUAUCGAAUGAAUGAAAACUAUGGUAAAAUUUCCAAUGACUACAGUGUUUUAGAGAAAGAAAAGAAACAAAGCUUGCCCUCUUCGUCGUCACCCCGUGCCGGUUUCAUCACACAUCUCAUUUCCCGGUUCGACACUCUCUCUGGUGUCGCUAUCAAGUACGACGUUGAGGUAGCUGACAUAAAGAAGAUGAAUGGUCUUGUUACAGAUCAUCAAAUGUUUGCUCUUAAGUCACUCCGGAUCCCUUUAACAGGGCGGCAUCCGCCAUCACCAUGCUCGACAAAUGGUUCUGAUACACUGAGGCAAAGCAGUACCAACAUAACCCCAGCGCAUCAUUUGCCUCCUGAAUUGUUCCAGUCUUUGAGACUGAAGACAAGUCCUCGAAGGCUCUCCUCAACAAUGAGCUCGUUACAAGGUUACUAUGGCCUUGAAGCAACAGAAAAAAAGAACAGGUAUGAAGGUUUUGAGAUGGCAGUAUACAGGAAAGGAGAAGCUCAUCAUCUGGAGGAUGGUCCGUUCCUUAAACCCUCCUCUGCUUCCAACCCUCCCUGGGAGCUUCCCUGGAAGUUUAGAAGCAUAACUAAUGGAUUUAAUGAUGAGAUAGCAGAUAUAAUGUCUGCUGUAGAAGCCAAAGAUGGUGGACCUGAUCAAGCAAAUGAGAAACUGGUCCAAAGACGGCAGAAAUCUGAGGCAGACUUGACUGCUCGUACCCCUGAAAGGCUGUUGAAGGAGGACAGUACCAAUGGUGGAGGAUAUUCAACCAUAAUAGCAAAAGGCUUGGCACUGAGAACCAAAGCUGUUAACCGUACUAAAUCAGGAGCUGGUGCUGAGUUUGCCGGUUUCAAUCCCAUGCCAACAGGUCUUGGAGAUGGUUUUGUGGUUGCUGGAUUCUCCACAGUGAGGAAGUCAUUGAGUACAUCUAGCUUGCAAGAUCAAGACCAUAGCAGCAGCAGUUUGUCAUCAGUGUGGCCAGCUGCAUCCAAAUGGAGUCUUAAGCCUGAUUUGCAAGGAGUUUCAACGGUAGGCAAUACAAUAGCUAUUUUUGAUGGAUUGCCAAAACCAAUGUCGGCUCGUAAAAGCAAAGCUGCGCUUGAUUAGCUUCCCUUGUCCCUCCUUUCAAUCAUACAUUCCCAUUUACAUAUCAAAUCCCAUACUACAAUUUAUGAGGACUCUAUUCGCACUUACAUCCUGUGGAGUACAUAGAAAGAGAAACAAAGUCCAACAACAGAAAUACUUACCUUCAGUUUAUUUUAAAUUGUGGAUAUAUAUACAUGUUUCUGUAAUCAGUGUGAACCAUUUCAGAUGAACCACAUUAUUAAAAUUCAAAUUCAAUUAACAA